AUGGAAAAGCAAAAAGCUCCAGGAAAGAGCGCCCUAAGAUCCAAAAGCCAUUUUAAUAAGAUAAAACAUAGUCAAAAGAACCAAAAGAGUAAAGUUCAUCAGAGUAAACAGAAGAAGGAUUAUAAACUCUCAUCAGAGGCCACUGAUAGAGAAAUGAAUGAUCUUCUCGGUUUUGAUCUCGAAGGCAACUCAAAUGGUGAGCUUUACAAACAAGAGGAAAUAUUGCAGAUGAUCAAUUCAAGCAAUCAAGGAAAGCCUUAUGAUUAUGACUACGAUGCUAAUUCGGAAUAUCAGUCAGAUUAUUUCCAUCCGCCCCAGAAGAAUAUGCUAGCUCAAUCUUCGAAUCCCUUGAUAACAAGGAAGGAUCCGAACAUGUAUAAUCCGAUUACUGGCAGUUAUGUAGGGAAAAUGAAGCAUCAAACAAAAGAUUUAGAAGAGUCUUAUGGCUCAUCUGAUAGUUCAAUGCCUGAAAAGGUAGUUGAGAAACAAAUGGCCUUUCGUAAAGAGCCCAGAAGAUUGAGAAAGGUCAAAAAGGAGCCUAAAACUCCUGAACAAAUUGAAGCAGAGAUGCAGGAGGUCUUUGGCAAAGUUGAGAAAGGCGAGAUUAGCCAGGAAGAAGCUAAUGCAAUCAUUCUAUGUCUCCUUGGUGAAGAAGAAGGGGAAGGAGAAGGUGGCGGUGGAGGUGGUGGCGGUCCUGAAAGCGAAAACGAAUCAGACACCAGAGAUAUUCAAUACCAAAAAGAAGCAAAACAAUUUGACUCAUCUGACUAUGAAAGCUCAAAGAUUGCUGAGGAAGAGGAAAUGAGAGAAGCUCAGUUAAGAGAGAAAGAGUUCAUGGAAUCUAGGAAAGAAUCUGAGAGGAGGGCACCUCAAAGAAAAUAUAGGAUUGGAAAUAGUUCACCUAAAGCAGGUUAUUCUUUACAAGAGCUGGACAAUCUUUCUGAGAAUCAAUUUGAAAGCUUUGAAUCUUUGGUCAAUUGGUUCCCACAAUUAAGAAUUCUGACUGUAACUGAAAAUGAAAUUUAUAUCCUUGACUCUCAAAAUAACAAAAUCCUCAGAAUCGAUAAACAAAAGCUAAUAGAAAGCUUAUUUGAUCUCAGAAUAAGAGAAAAUGCCAUAAAUGAUGAUCCAGGUCCGGGAGGGAGAGGUCUAAGAAAUCAAAUUAUGCCCGGGAAUAACCCUCAACCAAAAUUUUACGACAUGUCAGAACAAGAAAACGAUGAAAGCGAAGGCGUCAUGGAUUUCAUGAGCAUUGAAAAUAAACCAGUCAGUCUUAAAGAAGUCGAAGUGGCCAAAACUCACAAUAUAAGUCCUGUAGGUGGCAGGAGAUCCAAGAAUCCGAACCUAAGUAAUAUCCAGAUGUACCCUCAGAUGAUGAUGCAUCAAAGGGAUUCUGAGGGGGGCUCAGAUAAUGAUUCUCCAAGCAAUUUUGAUAAUGAUUUUCCUCAGGAGGAUUCAAACAUAAUGAAAAUACCGAAAGGAGGUGAUAGUAUAGUUCCCCCAAAUGCAAAAAUAUCCAUACAGCAAAAUAAAGGCCAAGCAUACAUAGAGGAAGGAUAUUACAGAAAACCUAUUGAGAUGAGCGAUCUUCCUAUUAUCCCUGAAGAGAACAAUUUCAAUUUUGAUCAAGUCAAUCUAGAAGAGCAGAACAGGAUCUUAGCUGAAAUUGAAAAACAAAGGAAACUAGAAGAACGAAAGAACUCACCUAAAAAGCCCAUAAGAAGAAAGCCAGUUAAAGAUCCAAUAGCUCAGUUCAAGGCUCAGGAAGAGAGAAAGAGGGUUAAAACUCUCCAGCAGUCACACAUCCCUGUGAAUAUCCAAAACUUCUCUUACGCACCGCUUGAUUCUGCUCAGAAGGAUACUGAGGCAACCUACAGUCACUACAAAAAGCCUGUCGAUAUCAAGUCUCCUAAGAAAGACAAGAAGUUCAAGAUCAAUAUUAAUAUCGCUGAUGAAAGUGAAGAUCCUAAAGAGCAGAUCCGAAGCGUCAAGCCUACUGUUGGUAACCUCAUGAACUAUGGGAGCCAGCCUUCUUCUGAAAAGGUGAAAAAUAAGCAAAAGGUAGAGAUUAAUGAGGAAAAGAAUGAAGAAAUAAAGGAAAUAAAGAAAGAAGAACCUAAGGAGGAAAAGAAAGAAGAACCGAAGGAAAUAAAGAUAGAAGAGAAGAAAGAGGACGAAUUAGAGAAGAAGAGUGGUUCUCAACCAAACCAAACAGCAAACCUUAAACCUAAACCAUUUAACUUCACAGGCCUUGAUGGCAUGAGUGACAUGCUAAUGGAUGAUUUAGAAGAAGACGAGCCUGAAGAAAUUAAUAUAUCAGAGCAAAAGCCAAACUCUUUCAAUUUUAAUGCAUUAGAGGGUAUGAGUGACUUGAUGAUGGAGGGACUAGAUGAAGGAGCCGAGCAAAGCUCUGACAUGGAUAAUACUCCAGUCCAUUCAAUUAAUAAAGACGGGGUACCCACUGUGUUCUCAAAAUCACAGCUUGUAAAAUCAUCAUUCCCUCAAAUUGACACUAACAGUCAUACUCAAAUUAUUGAAGGAAUCGCAGAUAUUGAUGUCAAAACCAAGAUUAGUGGAAUCAUACUCCAAUUAACAGAAGAACUUAAGAACAGUCAACUUCAGCUAGCACAAAAGAAUAAGAGUAUUGAAGAACUUGCGAAAAGCGGAUAUAAUCCAUUAGACAUGGGUAGUAACAAACUUCAUUUUGCAUUCUUAUUUGCAUCACCCCUUGUCAGAGAAGUAAAUGGGAUUAAUAGAGAAAUAAUGCUACUUGACUGGGCAUGUGAGAUUGAGGAUAUACUUGAUUCCUUAAGGCACCUUAACUAUAACCUCAACUACAAAGUCAGUGUUGGAACAAGAGAAAACCUAAGAAGAACAGUCAUUGAUUGUCCAAUUGCUCUCCAUUUCUCAGGCCAUGGAGUAGAAAACACUAUCGAGAAUUUAGGCCAAUACUCAAUCUUGACGAAGGAGAAAGGCAAUGUGCUGCUUCUCGAAGACUCAAUUGGCAAAACCAACUACUACUUCGAGAAAGAAUUGGAAGACCUAGUCAAAGUCAGAGAGAACAAGUUUGAAGUUGUCUUUGUGUCGUCCUGCCACUCCGAGUUUGCAGGGAAAGUGUUCUUGAAUGCUGGUGCCAAACAUGUAAUCUGCAUCAAGCAGUCUGAGAAAAUAGCAGAUGCAGCUUCUCUGAAGUUUUCUUCAGUGUUUUAUGAGAACUUAUUUGGCAAAGGAAUGAGUGUGUGAGAUGCCUAUGUGACAUCCAAGAACGAAGUGGCCAACGAGAUCAACCCCACUGAAGCAGAGAAGUUUCUGUUGUUUACACAAGAAAGCCAUGGAGAAAGAUUAGAUAAGAAACAUAAAUGUUCAGCCAUCCACAAUCUCACUGAAGGGUGUCUGACUGAUUUAAGUGAAGACCCUCUGUUUGACUAUGUUCCAAACAAAAUGGAAGGCUUCAUCUGCAGAGAAAUUGAAAUGUACCAGAUUACAAGGUUGGUGAGCUCAUCCAAAAUUGUGACGGUCAUUGGGCCUCCAGGAAUUGGCAAAACUAGCAUUGCAAGGAACUUAGCAAACUUCUACAAAGAACGGAGAAUGUUCAGAGACGGAAUCAUAUAUGUUAAGUUGAGAGGAAUCACUUCAUCUCAAAUGUUCUUAACUCAGUUCUCAUUAUGCAUCAGAGCAGCCACUGGAGAGAUUGACGAAGAAAUGAUGAAGAAUGAGCAAGACUUCUUUGAACCAGUCAUGAAGAAGCACUACUCGACUGUUGAAGCAAAGCAGAAUGAAGCGAUAGAUAUCCUGAAAAACAAGCAAGUGUUAAUUGUAUUGGAUAACUGAGAGGAUCCAAUUGAUAAUGAUCAUGAAAAUUUUAUUUACGAGUUAGAAAGAAUUUUAGAACUCUGCUCUAAAAUUAAAGUGUUACUAACCUCAAGGAAACCUCUGAAUGAGCUAGUUCAUAAUGAAGAAAAACUCUUCAAUUUGUAUCCGCUCUCAAAGCAAUCUACAAUUAAACUAUUAUUGCAGAAGCUAGAAGAGGUUAGACCUAUACCUGUACAAGAAAUCAAAGAGCUUGUUGAAUGAAGUAUUCCAGAAGGUAGCAGAAUGGGACAACAUCUCAACCUCAGAUUUAACCCUGAGAGCAAUAAGUUGUUGAAUAAGGAUCAUGCAAACCUCUUGAACCAUCCAUUUAUUCAGUUGCUUGGAGGCCACCCUCAAGCCAUCUCUCUGAUCGUGUCAUUGCUCAGAGACUCCACUCUCAAAGACUUGUUCCUGACAUUCUGUGACUCCAACAUGAUUGAUGUGGUGCAUGAGAACUCUGUACUUGGAAGCCAGACUACUUCACUGAGAGUAUCUCUGGAACUGAGCAUAGCCCAGCUCAGAGAGAAGAACAGAGAUGCUCUUGAUUUGUUCUGUCUGAUCGGGUUGCUGCCUUCUGGAGCUGACAAAGACGAGAUCACUCAGAUUUGGGGAGACAAUUCAUGGAAGAAACUCAAAAAUACUUUAGUUGGGAGUUCACUUUUAAUCCACAGAAAUAACACCACAGAUGCAGACAUCUAUUACAUGCUUCCAUUUAUGUCUGAAAGAGCAUGCGAAAUUUUGGAAGAAGAUAAGAAGCUUCAGAGAGAAUUUCACUUGAAGUGAUGAGCUUUAUAUAAGAGUUACUGCUAUGAAUUCUACAAAUCUGAAAAAUCUAUUGAAGAUAUUGAAGGACUUGCUAGUAUAGAGAGCAAUAUUUGGGCAUGCAUAUACAGAGCGCUGGAAAGAAAUAUAGAAGAGAGAUCAAACGUAGCCCAAGAAUCGGUAACAAAUAGUGAUUCACCAACAUUGUUACGAAAUAAUGUUUCACAAACAUUAGGAGGCGCCACUCUAGGAAAUUCUCCAGGAGAAACUCUAGGGACCACUUCAACAUGAAGACAAGAAGUUGAUAACUUUACAGAUCUGAAAGACCUUAUGUUAGAUGUCGAAGUGUAUAGAUCUGUCUCUAAAUUUGAAAUCAACCAAAUUGUCGACUCGAGGCAUAACCUUAUCACAAAGUUAGAAUGGGAAAACCAGGAUUUCGAUCAUCUUGAUGAAACGCAGGAGGAAUUUUUAAUUGUCUAUUACGCGACAAGUCUUAUAUUCUUGCACAAACUUGAUGAUGCUCUAAAGGCCAUCAACAGUUACAUCUCAAGGCCAGAGAUCUCUCUGAUUGCUAGGGCAAAUUUACAAAAGAUUCAAGGAUUUCUUCUCAUGAUAAGUACUGAUCAUGAAAAUGUGCUUAUUGCCUUAUCAGCCUUCAGAUCCUCUCUCCAGAAUUUCCAAAAUCUGAAGCUAAUAAAAGGAGUAGCUAUAUGCCAGCUUGGUGUAGCCAAAAUCUGCCAUGACAGGUAUAAUGAGCUUGUUAUCGAGAAAACUCCAGAAGAGCAAAAAGAAUUUUUAUCCCAAUGCUUAGAAAUUACAAAUAAUUCAAUCGAUCUUUUUAGAGAAGUGGGCUUUGAAGAAGGACAGAGGCAAUCUACUAAAAUUAAGGAGUCGUUUCUAAAAGUACAGAGCUCUGAAAGUCUCAAUUUUGAGUACAAAUCAAUGAUGCAGGAAGAUAAUUCAGUGUUACUUAGUGUGAUUUGAGGGGGAGAAUAGAAAUACGAAGGAAUAAAUACACUGAUGAUAUUUGAAAUAGAGUGGAUGUCUACUUGAUAUUUGUAGCCAAAUAAAAACAUUUGAGAAGAACACUUAGUGUUCCUCAAAAUUAGCAUCAUCGCUCAGUUUAAAUCUCAACUUA
Messenger RNA from Moneuplotes crassus, 5752 nucleotides. NCBI's taxonomy places the organism in Eukaryota, Ciliophora, Spirotrichea, Euplotida, Euplotidae. The record is from the annotation of a GenBank genome assembly.